Racocetra persica is the source of this 324-nucleotide messenger RNA. The record is from the annotation of a GenBank genome assembly. NCBI's taxonomy places the organism in Eukaryota, Fungi, Glomeromycota, Glomeromycetes, Diversisporales, Gigasporaceae.
CUAAAUAACGGUUUUUUACCUCCGGUCACCAAAGCUAAAGAUAGACAUUUCAUCAAUCCUAUACAUCUUCUUGAGUACUAUAAUCUCUUAAAAAUUCCUAACUAUGAUUCACAUUGUCUAUCCCUUGAUGAAACAACUUAUUUACACCUUAGUUGUUCCAAGUGUAACAAAUACUUUCUGAUACUUACAUACUUGAUGUAUCACAAACGGUUAAUGCAUCCUACUAGUCGUGGACGACCCAAAGAAAAAUCUAAAAAUCAAAUUGAGCAAAACUCAUUAACCUUUGAUGAUUUCUCCCUUCUUCUAUCACAGCAAUACGAUUAA